AUGGUUGAGAGAGAAGCCAUGUUUCUUUCACCACAGCAGAAGCUAUUCAUGAGCCAUUACUCAAAAUGCAGCAGAGCUAUUUUAAAGGAUUUUCUGCUACUCAAGCCCACUCCAGCUCACGCUGCGCACGAGCUCUUACUUUUGCUCUAUUCUUGUUCUUCUUGCUCGCAAGCGCACUCUUUUCACUCGUGUAGCCGGAAAAUUCUCUCAUUUUUCGCUAAUACUGCAGAAUUUCCAGCGAUUUAUCAGAGGGCCGCCGGAUUUAGUCAGAGGGCCACCCCAUAUGCCGCCAUGACCAUUACCUCACCGACACCUGGUGUUGGUAAUAAGACACUUGAGAAUCAAUGUGUAGAUGAAGAAAAAGAAGAACAGCUUAUCGUACUAAAGCAGAAGUUGCUGGAAAUUGGAAUUAAUCCCAAACGUUGUUUGCCUGGACAAUAUAAUGGCUUGAUUUGUCCUAAAUGUAAAGUUGGGAAGUCAGAGGAGAAGAUCAGGAGCUUAUCUCUUCGAAUCGAACCGGACGGGAGGGCAGCAGUUUGGACCUGCUCUCGAGCUAAAUGUAAUUGGAAAGGCACUACCCAACCAUUUGCAAAUGUGACAUCGAAUUAUGCGAAAGUGGAUGCAAUCGAGAGAGUAAAACAACCACUUCGAAUAAUCACAGAGGAGAUCUUGGAACUUGAACCUUUGUGUGAUGAGCUACUUGCAUAUUUUGCCGAGCGGAGGAUAUCUGUAGAAACACUACAAAGAAAUUGUGUCAUGCAGAAAAGAAGUGGAGAUAAGGUUGAUAUUGCUUUCACUUACCGGAGGAAUGGAGAGCUCGUAAGCUGCAAGUAUCGUACUAUUACCAAAACGUUUUGGCAGGAACCCAAUACUGAAAAAAUCUUUUAUGGGCUGGACGAUAUAAAGGAAGAAAGUAAUAUCAUCAUUGUUGAUGGUGAAAUGAACAAGCUUUCAAUGGAAGAAGCUGGCUUCAGAAACUGUGUGAGUGUCCCAUUUGGUGCGCCUUCGAAAGUCUCGAAUAAGGCUUUACCCUCUGAAGAUGAGGACAAAGGGUAUCGAUAUCUAUGGAACUGCCAAGACUAUAUGAAAAAGGCAACUCGCAUUAUUCUUGCCAUGGAUAAUGACCACCCUCCUGGUCGAGCCUUAGCCGAAGAACUCGCACGGUGCUUGGGAAGAGAAAGGUGUUGGAGUGUCAAAUGGCCUAAAAAGGAUGACACGGCAAGUUUCAAAGAUGUAAAUGAGGUGCUUAUGCAUAUGGGUCCUGAUGCACUGAGGGAUGUCAUUGAAGCUGCUGAGCUUUAUCCAAUACUUCAAGACCCUAACCGUCCUUUAAACAACUAUUUAGCAAAUGCAGUUGCAGAUGUGGCCUCGACUUAUGCAAAAGCGAAUUCAUUGUUACCUAGAAUAAUCACAGAGGAGAGUUUGGAACUAGAACCUUUGUGUACUGAGCUACUUGCAUAUUUUGCUGACCGGAUGAUAUCUGGAGAAACACUACGAAGAAAUUGUGUCAUGCAGAAAAGAAAUGGAGAUAAGAUUGCUAUUGCUUUCACUUACCGGAGGAAUGGAGAGCUCAUAAGCUGCAAGUAUUGUGGUUUAACUAAAAGAUUUUGGCAGGUUGAAGGUGAAAUGGACAAACUUUCAAUGGAAGAAGCUGGAUUCAAAAACUGUGUGAGUGUCCCAGACGGUGCUCCUUCAAAAGUCUCGAACAAGGGUCUGCCCUCCAAAGAAGCGGACAAAAGGUAUCGAUAUCUAUGGAACUGCAAACACUAUAUGGAAAAGGUGCUUAUGCAUAUGGGUCCUGAUGCAUUGAGGGAUGUCAUUGAAGCUGCUGAGCUUUACCCAAUAAGAGGUCUGUUCAACUUCAAAGAUUACCGUGAUGAGAUUGAUGAUUACUCUCAUCCGUCACUUUGUUAUGAGCUUGGUGCCACGGUGGAGAAUCAGUUUGUAGAUGAAGAACAUCUUAUCAUAUUACGGCAAAAGUUGCAGGAGAUUGGAUUUGACCCCAAACCUUGUUUGCCAGGGAAGUACAAUAGCUUGAUUUGUCCAAGAGUAUGUGGUUCCUCAUUCAUUUUUCACCUUUUCUUUCUAGCUUGGGUUGCGUUUGUAAGGGUGGGAAAAAAGAGGAGAAGAGCUUAUCUCUUCGUAUUGAACCAGACGGGAGGGCAGCUUGGAACUGCUUUCGAGGUAAAUGUAGGUGGAAUGGCGCAACCCGAGUGCUUAUGUAUAUGGGUCCUGAAUGCUGAUGCAUUAAGGGAUAUCAUUGAAGCUGCUGAGCUUUACCUCCUCUCUUUUUCUACUUUGGAGCGAUACGGAAAAAAUCGAAGAGUAGCCAUGCUUCUUUCACCGAAACUGAAACUAUUCCUGAACCCUUACUCAAAUUGUAGCAGAGCUAUUUCCAUGGCCUCCAAGGAUUUUCUGCUACUCAAGACCUCCCCAGCUCCCGCUGCCCACGCGCGCGUGCUUCCGCUCUAUUCUUGUUCGCAGGCGCGCUAUUUUCACUCCAAUAGCAGGAAAAAUGUCUCGUUUUUCUCUAAUACGAGACACUUGCCAGCAAUUUAUCAGAAGGCCUAUGGAUACAGUUACAGUCCAUGUGCGGCCAUGCCCAUUUCUAGACCUAUAUCCGGUGCCGGUGUAGAGACCGUGGGGAAUCAGUUUGUAGAUGAACAACAGCUUAUCAUAUUACGGCAAAAGUUGCACGAGAUUGGAUUUGACCCCAAACCUUGUUUGCCAGGGCAGUACCAUAGCUUGAUGUGUCCAAGAUGUAAGGGUGGGGAUUCAGAGGAGAAGAGCUUAUCUCUUUUUAUUGAACCGGACGGGAGGGCAGCAGUUUGGUACUGCUUUCGAGGUAAAUGUGGGUGGACUGGCGCAACCCGAGCAUAUGCAGGUGUAUCAUCGACUUAUGCAAAAAUGAAUGAAACCACGAAAGUCAAGCAACCACCUAGAAAAAUCACCGAGGAGAGUUUGGAACUAGGACCGUUGUGUAAAGAGCUACUUCAAUAUUUUGCUGAGCGGUUGAUAUCUGGAGAAACAUUACGAAGAAAUGGUGUCAUGCAGAAAAAAAGUGGAGAACAUAUUGCUAUUGCAUUUACUUACCGGAGGAAUGGAGAGCUUGUAAGCUGCAAGUAUCGUGAUAUCACCAAAAAAUUUUGGCAGGUUGAAGGUGAAAUUGACAAACUUUCAAUGGAAGAAGCUGGCUUCAGAAACUGUGUGAGUGUCCCUGAUGGUGCUCCUUCAAAAGUUUCGAAUAAGGGAUUACCCUCCGAAGAUGAGGACACCAAGUAUCAAUUUCUAUGGAACUGCAAAGAGUAUACAGAUAAGGCAUCUCGCAUUAUUCUUGCGACGGAUGAUGACUCACCUGGUCAAGCCUUAGCUGAAGAAAUUGCAAGGCGCUUGGGGAAAGAAAGGUGUUGGAAGGUGAAAUGGCCUCAAAAGAAUGACACUGAAUGUUUCAAAGAUGCAAAUGAGGUGCUUAUGUAUAUGGGUGCUGAUGCAUUAAGGGGUGUCAUUGAAGCUGCUGAGCCUUACCCAAUAAGAGGUCUGUUCAAUUUCAAAGAUUACUAUGCUGAGAUUGAUGAUUACUAUCAUAUGUCACUCGGUUAUGAGCUUGGUGUCUCGACUGGAUGGAGAGAUCUCAAUGACUUGUAUAAUGUUGUGCCCGGAGAAUUGACAAUCGUGACAGGAAUUCCAAAUUCAGGCAAGAGUGAGUGGAUUGAUGCUCUAUUAUGCAAUCUGAACCAUAGUGUUGGUUGGAAAUUCGCACUUUGCUCAAUGGAAAACAGGGUACGAGAACAUGCAAGGAAACUUCUAGAGAAACAUAUAAGGAAGCCUUUCUUUGAUAUUAGAUAUGGGCAGCAUAUUGAGAGGAUGAGCGUUGAGGAGUUGGAACUAGGAAAAAAAUGGCUCAGCGAUUCAUUUUCCCUUAUAAGGUGCGAGAAUGAUUGCCUUCCGAGUACAGAUUGGGUUCUUAAUCUCGCAAAAAUUGCAGUUCUCCGGCAUGGAGUUAAUGGACUUGUGAUUGACCCGUAUAACGAACUUGACCAUCAACGCCCUCAUAACCAUCAAAUGCUGACGAAAGUCAAACGGUUUGCACAACAUCACUCGUGUCACGUUUGGUUCGUGGCUCAUCCGAGACAGUUGCAUAAUUGGGUUGGUGGGCCUCCGAAUAUGUACGACAUUAGUGGGAGUGCGCAUUUCAUUAACAAAUGUGACAACGGUAUUGUUAUCCACCGUAACAGAGAUCCAGAAGCUGGUCCAGUCGACUUAGUUCAGGUUUGUGUGAGGAAAGUGCGUAAUAAAGUCAUAGGAACAAUUGGGGAUGCCUAUCUAACGUAUAAUAGGGUCACUGGUGAGUACGGGGACAUUGAUAAGUCAUCCCAAAAUGAGAAGCGCAGAUAAAUAGCAUAUCCAUCCUGGACUAUUAUUCACAUGGUUUCAUGUCAUU
Molecule: messenger RNA, 4441 nt
Organism: Striga asiatica
Lineage: Eukaryota; Viridiplantae; Streptophyta; Magnoliopsida; Lamiales; Orobanchaceae
Source: the annotation of a GenBank genome assembly